This is a messenger RNA of Mesorhabditis spiculigera, 1980 nucleotides long. The record is from the annotation of a GenBank genome assembly. Lineage: Eukaryota; Metazoa; Nematoda; Chromadorea; Rhabditida; Rhabditidae.
AUGUGGCUACGGGUUUGGAUUAAGUACCUGGCCUACACGUGUAUCGUAAUCAUCGGCGUGCUAUUUUUGACGUUUUCGCUGCUGAAUUUUAACGGCGAGGAGGAGUUCAAUUUAAACUUGACGGCCAGUCAAAACAUUCGUAAAGUCCCACUCUUCGACACUUGUCCAAAGUACACCUAUCGACACGACGAUCCGGAAAUAUUGGCGCUGGUUGGAGAGUCGAUAAACGAUCCCCUCUGCCAGCGGGAGCCCGGACCAACUUACCUGAAAAAUGGGCACAUCUACAAAAACCUGGGGUAUCCGGAGGUGAAGGAUUACGAAUGUACUGCAAGAUGCGCAUUCUACGGCAGCAACUACGAAAACAAAUACGGGCCGGAGUGUCGCGUAGGCGUGAAUUGUACAGCGUUCAAGUGUGAUAUUAUCGACGUGGUAUGUCGCGGAAUCGAUGGGAACUUGACGUAUUUCGAUAUUCAUACGCAGAUUUUUGAGCACAGUCGAGAUCGAAAGGCGGUGUUUGGAGAUCGGUAUCGACCCGGGAAGUCACCGAAAAUCGAGCCGAACAAGCACUUUUAUCCUAAUGUCCAUAUUUUUAUUUUGGACGCUGCGGGAAGAUUUCCGGCUUUUAGGCAACUCAACCAAACGAUCAGCUACCUGAAAAACGAGAUGCAAGCUGUGGAUUUUACGGCAUUUGCCAGAGGCGGGCCAAACAGUCGCUCGAAUGUUUUUGGAUCAUUUAUGGGUGAUUGGGAAUACGAGAUAGAGCGAUCGAUGUACGGCGGCUCGACACUUCCGAUUACCAUAACCGACGAUUUGUGCGCCAAGGGGCUGGAUGAACGCCCUUAUAUACAGUAUGAAUACGAGGACGCCGGCUACCGUACGAUGUUUGCGCAAGAUUAUUUCCUAGUGCUGUGGGGCUACGUGGAAUGUGCGGGGAUUGCCGCCCAGCUGGCCACGCAUUACAUGAGGCCCUUCCAACUUCUUACAAUCAAGGAAUGGGACGUUUGGAAUCCGGAGCCACUCGAAAAAGUCGGGUACCAAUACCGGGACGAUGCUCUGCUGUCAGCCCACCUCAGGAAUUGGUCACAAUGUGGCUCAAACUUUCAGCAUGUCGUCGAUUAUACGUCGAAAUUUAUGAAGUCUUAUCCAGACCAACCAAAAAUGUCGAUCAGCUGGACGGCCGAGGCGCACGACUCGGAGACAGGGCACCGCAAUUCGGAUAAGUACUACCUGGACAUGCUGAGAACAAAUAAGAGACAACUAGAUGAUGCGAUCUUGAUCGUGAUGGGCGACCACGGGCAGCGAUUUGGACCGGUAGCCAGCACCGACCAGGGCAAAUUCGAGAUGAACAACCCGCUGCUCCUCGUUUCGUUACCUAAGCGAUUGAGGGACUCAAAAGUGGCGAAAAUGCUCCAGAAAAAUAAGGACGAGCUUAUGAGCCAUCAUGAUUUGCAUGCCACAUUUAUUGAUAUUAUCCGGCACCAAGCCCCGGCCGAUUUUGGGGAAACGGACUUCCGGAAAAUUGAAGGGAGCAUUGGAAAUUCUCUACUACGUGAUCUCGACCCGAAUUCCCCAAGAUCCUGCAAAUACCAGCCGAUUCCGUCGCAGUACUGUAUCUGUGACUAUGGGCAGUAUGAGGCGCUGAAUCGAAAUGACACGAUGUGGACGGUGCUGCCGAAAAUGAUCGAAAACGACGCGGCCGAAUAUUUGAAUCAGCAUGAGCUAGUCGAGUUGUGUGAUGAUAUUACGGUAGCAAAUGUCACAUCAAUCUCAACGCGAAAUAACGGCGGGAACGCCACCUAUUAUAAUGUGGAAUUUUUCACGACAAAUGCUGCUCAAUUUCAGGUUUCCUACACCUCAACAGACGGUAAUAUCCAAAUGGCGCCGGUUGACUUCAUGAGAUUAAACAAAUAUGGCAGCGCGGCAUCUUGCCUUCCCUCCCGCUUGGCCAUGUACAAACCAGUGUGCUACUGUAGAAAGCAC